Nematocida homosporus is the source of this 1167-nucleotide messenger RNA. Its product is annotated as transcription initiation factor TFIIH subunit 4. The transcript has a single exon. Gene Ontology annotation, molecular function: double-stranded DNA binding; ATPase activator activity. Bases 1 to 1167 code for a protein of 388 amino acids. Lineage: Eukaryota; Fungi; Microsporidia. Gene Ontology annotation, cellular component: transcription factor TFIIH holo complex; transcription factor TFIIH core complex. Gene Ontology annotation, biological process: nucleotide-excision repair. The record is from RefSeq and is a predicted model, not a curated record.
AUGAUAGAUUGCCCAUUAGGCCUAUUCUUUACGUGGAUCCAUAAGAUUGAUCCAAGUCUUAAGUACAAUCAGCUAGUCCUUCUUUCGGUUAUAAAACUACUAGAUGCCGAAGAACGUAAGUUCUUUUUCGCUGUAAUUCUCCAGAACAUUCAUGUUGAUCGCAUUGAACGCGUUCCAAAACAACUACUGAUCUUAGAGAUAGUAACGGUCGAAGAAGGAUACUAUGUGCUAGAUAGUGAAGUACGCCGCAUAUUUUUAGAGAUGCACACGCGACGUACCAAAGAUAUAAUGCUGGUACAAACUAGCCAGCUAAGCCGACCGGCCGAGAACGAGGUUUACAGUUUGGGUCUCUUCAAAACCAUUUCGGUUAAGAACAGUACUUCCGGAACAAUUAGGCGACUAAUGGCCAAACAGAAAAUGAUGGAGAAUGGCGAGAUAACCCAUAAAGGGUUUAACUUCCUUCUGGAAACCCGAAAGAACCAAAUGUGGAUGCUAAUUCUAGCCCAUUUACAGAUAGAGGGUACCAAAGACGAAAUCCUAGGCCUAGCGGAGAUUUUAACUAAAGAUGCCAAACGAGUCUACUUACUUGAUAGAUACGAGGAGAAGACAAAGAUUUUGGACGUCUUUAAGUCAUUAGGUCUGGCCUCAGUAGUUGAUGGGAAGGUUCAUUUUAGUCGGUCCUUCUCUCUUCUCUUUGAUGAAAGCACCUGUCAGGAGCGGUUUCUGAUUCUGGAAAGUAACUUUCGCAUGUACAUUUAUGGCGAGAGUCAAUUGAACAUCUUUAUUCUAUCAUUAUUCACUAUUCGUACUCGGGAGUUCCCCAACUUAAUUGUCGCCACUAUUACGGAAGAGAGUGUGAAACGGGCCUUUGAGCUGGGUAUUACUGCCCAACAACUAUGUCGGUAUUUGCAGAGUAAUAGCUUCUAUGCGAUUGACGUGAAUGUUUUAGAGCAGAUCCAACUUUGGGAACGGCGCCGGAAACGAAUCUUCUGGUGGGAGUCUUAUCUUUUCAAUAACUUCUUGAACCACAAGGACUUCUUGUCCGUAGUCUCUUUCUGCAAGAGUAACCAUAUUGAGUACAAUGCGUAUAAAGAGCAGCGCAUUCUAAUAGUUGGCACUGAGAACUAUGAAACAAUUAAGGCCUUUAUCAAGCAGCACAUUAAAUAG